This is a messenger RNA of Nelumbo nucifera (sacred lotus), 2824 nucleotides long. It is a transcript of the gene CHR1, whose product is annotated as chromatin remodeling 1. Gene Ontology annotation, molecular function: ATP binding. NCBI's taxonomy places the organism in Eukaryota, Viridiplantae, Streptophyta, Magnoliopsida, Proteales, Nelumbonaceae. The record is from RefSeq and is a predicted model, not a curated record.
CUUGUCAUUCUCUCUCUCCUCUACCUCUUUCUAUUCUCUCUUGGCCCUCUCGGUCUCACUUGCUUCCUUCUCUGCAUCUUCAUCUUCCCGUCGUUGAAGAAUUUGUUUGGAUUUUGGAACCAUAGUUUCUCUCACUCUCGUUCUAGUCGUUGAGAAAAUUCGAGCUUUGCUUCCAUUUAUUGUAUGUUCUUGAAUCACGGUACGAAAUGAUGGCCGAGAAUGAGACCAAGAACGAGGGAGCUGCCGACUCUCCGACUUCCGUGCUAGAAGACGAGGGGAUUUGUAAGGAGGAAGCCAGAGUCGGAUCAGAGGAUGAUGACAUUUUGUCUUUUGAGGCAAAAAAUGGAGACUCUUCCCUUAUAUCAAGAGCAAUGGCCAAGGAGGAAGAGAUGUUACAGGAAGCUCGGUUCAAGGAGGAGGAAUAUGAGAGAGAAAAAAGGGAGGGGGAGGCUCCGGUAAUGAAUGAUACACAGUUCACCAAAUUGGACGAGCUCCUGACUCAGACUCAAUUAUACUCAGAGUUCCUAUUGGAAAAGAUGGAAGACAUCACAUUUAAUGUAGAGGAGGAUCAGAAUCAAGAAAAUUCCAAAGGGAAGAAAAGGGGUCGUGGUGCAAAGAGGAAGGCAGUGAGUCAAUACAACAAUAGGAAAGCCAAGAAAGCAGUUGCUGCCAUGCUAACACGAUCUCAAGAAGGCAUGGCUCCUGAGGAUGCCAACCUCACUGAGGAGGAGAGAGCUGAGAAAGAGCAGGCUGAACUUGUACCAUUGUUGACUGGUGGAGAACUAAAGCCUUACCAAAUCAAAGGGGUGAAAUGGUUGAUUUCUUUAUGGCAGAAUGGACUCAAUGGGAUCCUGGCAGAUCAAAUGGGGCUUGGCAAAACGAUUCAGACCAUUGGUUUUCUUGCUCAUUUGAAGGGGAAGGGCUUAGAUGGGCCUUACUUAGUAAUAGCUCCUCUUUCUACUCUCUCUAAUUGGGUAAAUGAAAUUUCAAGGUUUGCUCCCUCAAUGAGUGCGGUAAUUUACCAUGGCAACAAGGAAGAAAGGCAGGAGAUAAGGAAGAAGUACAUGCCCAAGGCAAUUGGGCCAAAAUUCCCAAUCAUUGUUACUUCUUAUGAGGUUGCUUUGAAUGAUGCAAGAAGAUAUUUGAGCCAUUACAGUUGGAAAUACCUUGUGGUUGAUGAGGGGCAUCGUCUGAAAAAUACAAAUUGCAAAUUAAUCAAAGAGUUGAAGUUCUUGAAUGUUGAGAAUAAGCUUCUACUAACUGGAACACCUCUGCAAAAUAACUUGGCUGAGCUAUGGUCACUAUUGAACUUCAUUUUGCCUGAUAUUUUCUCAUCACAUGAAGAGUUUGAGUCAUGGUUUGAUCUGUCAGGGAAGUGCAGCAAUGAAGCUGAACAAGAAGAACUAGAUGAGAAGAGAAGACUUCAAGUUGUGUCAAAACUCCAUGCUAUAUUGCGUCCAUUUCUUCUUCGAAGAUUGAAGUCAGAUGUUGAGCAGAUGCUUCCUCGAAAAAAGGAAAUCAUUUUAUAUGUCAACAUGACUGAACACCAGAAGAACAUCCAGGAUCAUUUGGUCAAUAGAACAUUGGAGAAUUAUUUACAAGAGAAAGCAGAUGACAGGCGUGGUAUGAAAGGAAAACUGAACAAUUUGAUGGUUCAACUUCGAAAGAAUUGCAAUCACCCUGAUCUCUUGGAAUCAGCUUUUGAUGGAUCGUACUUGUAUCCACCUAUUGAACAGUUAGUGGAGCAGUGUGGAAAAUUUCGCUUGCUGGAUAGACUAUUGGAGCAACUGCUCGCUCGCAAACACAAAGUUCUGAUCUUCUCUCAGUGGACAAAGGUUUUGGAUUUAAUUGACUACUACUUUAGUGAGAAAGGGCUUGAAGUUUGUAGGAUUGAUGGCAGUGUGAAACUGGAUGAAAGAAAAAGACAGAUUCAGGAGUUCAAUGAUGUAAACAGCAAUGUUAGAAUAUUUCUUCUCAGCACCAGGGCUGGUGGACUGGGAAUCAAUCUCACGGCUGCUGAUACCUGCAUACUCUAUGAUAGUGAUUGGAACCCUCAAAUGGAUUUGCAGGCCAUGGAUAGAUGCCACAGGAUUGGGCAAACCCGUCCUGUUCAUGUCUACAGACUUGCGACAGCCCAAUCAGUAGAAGGUCGUAUACUGAAGAGAGCUUUUGGUAAGCUGAAGCUUGAACAUGUGGUUAUUGGGAAAGGGCAGUUCCAACAAGAAAGAACCAAGUCUAAUCCUUUGGAGGUCUUUGAGGAAGAUCUAUUGGCUCUUUUGCGGGAUGAAGAAGAUGCUGAAGAUAAGAUGAUUCAAACAGACAUCAGUGAUGAAAAUCUUCAGAGGGUAUUGGACCGGAGUGACCUGAUUGGAGACGACUCAUCUGUUGGUGAUGCUUAUCCCCUUAAAGGCCCUGGUUGGGAGGUGGUGAUAGCAAAUAAGACUGGGGGCAUGCUGUCUACACUGAAUAGUUGACAGAUACCUUGCAAUUGGGUUCCAACUAUGGUCAUACAUUUUAGUCUGCAUUUAGGACGUCUCACUGUCCCUGCAGAAAUUUUGUAUUUAGUAGACCAGAAAUUUUAUUUCGAGUAGAAAAAGCUUGCAGAGGCCUUCCUAUUUUGUACAUGUCAGAGAAGGCUGUAAAAGGCUCAGGUGGGAGCUGAUUUUAUGAUGGGGUUCCUUUUUCGUUGGGUGCUUUCCUGUUUGUGGUUAGGAUGUAGAAAUUCCCAUUUCAAGGGCCCUCAAUUUGAAUAGUUAAUGCAUUGCCCGAGAUAAUAGGCAGACAGAAGUAUUUGAUAGCUUGUUAUCAUUUUGCUGUUUCUAGA